ACUGGUUUGAAGCAAUUAGCACUGGGGUACUAACUGUCGUAGGUUUUCAUUUGUAGAGCAGCGCGGGACUUUCAUCAGGUGUGUUCCUUUGUAAAUGUAUUUUGUAGAAAGUACGCUAAUUUCUUCGUGUACGGGAUGUGGACAUCAGAUUCUUGACCGUUUCUUUUUGCGGGUAUCCCCGGAUAUGGAGUGGCACGCGGCAUGUUUGGAGUGCGCCGAGUGUAAGAAGUCUUUGGAGGAGUCAGGUACCUGCUUUGUGAAGGAUGGCAAAACUCUCUGUAAAGAAGACUACUACAGGUUAUAUGGAAUUAAGUGCGGGAAAUGUCAAAAAGUGUUCAACAAAGAGGACUUGGUGAUGAGGACUCGCAUGCAGAUCUACCACUUUGAUUGCUUUCGAUGUGAAAGCUGCGACCUCCACUUACUCCCGGGAGAUCGGUUCCACCUGCGGGAUGGACACCUGCUGUGCACUGCAGAUCAUGACGCUUUUGAAACGCGGAGUGAAGAGAGCAAGGACGAAUUGUCUCAACAUCUGGACGUGCCUAUUAAGCGCGCCUCAACACCACCACAGAGGACCACUCGGGUUAGGACCGUCCUAAGCAAGAAACAGCUGCAUAUGCUACAGACCUGUUACAACGCGAACCCCCGGCCAGACGCCUUGGUCAAGGAGCAGUUAGUGGAGAUGACGGGCCUGAGCUCCAGAGUCAUCCGUGUUUGGUUCCAGAACAAGAGGUGCAAAGACAAAAAAAGGCACCUGCACCCAACUCCGACACAGACCGCCCAAAAGACAUCUCCGCCAGGGGAGGCAGACUCCAGGUUAAUGCCUUCCCAGAUGCUGGAGACUCCCUGCACCAGUCUGGUUUCCAGUCCAGUUUCCAGUGGGAUCCAGUAA
Clupea harengus (Atlantic herring) is the source of this 889-nucleotide messenger RNA. RefSeq names its product ISL LIM homeobox 1b (gene isl1b). NCBI's taxonomy places the organism in Eukaryota, Metazoa, Chordata, Actinopteri, Clupeiformes, Clupeidae. Gene Ontology annotation, molecular function: cis-regulatory region sequence-specific DNA binding; DNA-binding transcription factor activity, RNA polymerase II-specific. The transcript has 4 exons. Gene Ontology annotation, cellular component: nucleus. Gene Ontology annotation, biological process: axonogenesis; positive regulation of transcription by RNA polymerase II; neuron fate specification. The record is from RefSeq and is a predicted model, not a curated record. The coding region runs from base 95 to 889 and encodes 264 amino acids.